Messenger RNA from Mastomys coucha (southern multimammate mouse), 1685 nucleotides. RefSeq names its product ATP synthase mitochondrial F1 complex assembly factor 2 (gene Atpaf2). Gene Ontology annotation, biological process: mitochondrial proton-transporting ATP synthase complex assembly. The record is from RefSeq and is a predicted model, not a curated record. The transcript is spliced from 8 exons. The coding region runs from base 404 to 1300 and encodes 298 amino acids. Lineage: Eukaryota; Metazoa; Chordata; Mammalia; Rodentia; Muridae. Gene Ontology annotation, cellular component: mitochondrion.
ACACACACAUACACACACACACACACACACACAAACACACACACUCUGCAGCUUCCAAUUGGCGCGGGCGCGUCGGAGAGGCGGGAGCAAGCUCACGCGGCGCUUCCGCCCAUUGGCGGACAGAGAAAGCACGUGGCGCAGUGCGCGAACGGCCCUCUGGGACUUGUAGUUUUCUUCCCGUGGCGCGGCAUGGAGGGGGCGGGGCGAGCACGCUUAUGAUGCUGAUUGACGGGGGCGGGGGCGGGGCGCAGGGCGCGCGCGGCUGCGACGGCGCGCCGUAGGUGUCACUAGGAAGAUGGCGGCGUGCUGAGGCGACUGAGGGCUUUGAAAACCUUGGUGAGGGGUUUCCGUACAGAGCCAAAGAAGGCUCUCUUCGCUCUAUUCCUGUACUCUCUUUUCACGUAUGAGUCCACCCAGGCCCUUGGGCACGAUGUGGCGAAUCUACCCCCGGCUGAGGGACCGGUGGCGCGGUCUCUCGGACUGGCCUCUCAGGGACCCCUCCAUCUCAGUGUGGCCGGGGCCAGCUCUGCGGCCUCCGGCCCGGGCCUACGUCCCGCCAACAGAAAGGAAGAGGUUUUAUCAGAAUGUCAGCAUCUCACAAGGUGAAGGUGGCUUUGAGAUAAACCUGGACCACAGAAAGCUGAAAACUCCCCAAGCCAAGCUUUUUACCGUCCCCAGCGAGGCCCUGGCCAUCGCAGUGGCCACUGAAUGGGACUCUCAGCAGGAUACCAUCAAGUUCUACACCAUGCACCUGACCACAUUGUGCAACACAUCCUUGGACAACCCAACCCAGCGAAACAAAGACCAGCUGAUCCGGGCAGCUGUGAAGUUUCUAGACACUGACACCAUCUGCUACAGGGUGGAAGAGCCAGAGACAUUAGUGGAACUUCAAAAGAAUGAAUGGGAUCCCAUCAUAGAGUGGGCUGAGAAAAGGUAUGGUAUGGAGAUCGGCUCCUCCACCAGCAUAAUGGGGCCCAGCAUCCCUACCCAGACCCGAGAGGUGCUUACCAGCCACUUGUCCUCUUACAACAUGUGGGCCCUGCAAGGGAUUGAGUUUGUAGUAGCCCAGCUCAAAUCUAUGUUGCUGACUUUGGGCCUGAUUGACUUGCGCCUGACUGUGGAACAAGCUGUGCUUCUGUCACGCCUAGAGGAAGAGUACCAGAUCCAGAAGUGGGGCAACAUUGAGUGGGCUCACGACUAUGAGCUCCAGGAGCUGCGGGCUCGCACUGCCGCUGGCACCCUUUUUGUCCACCUCUGUUCAGAAAGCUCUACAGUCAAGCACAAGCUCCUGCAAGAGUGAGGCCCUGGGGUGCACACACUGUCUGGAAGGAAUUGCGCAGACACAGGCUCCCUGAUGUGGGCCUCCUUGGCUGUUGGACUUCUGAAUCCAGUGAUGUUCUGUUGGCCGGUACCUCUUGGGCUCCCUCAGCCCUAUACCUGUGGGGCUACCCACCCUGUACCUGGGUCUUCCCUGACCUGUGUGGGUUGACCUUAUAAAGAAGCAUCCUGAGAAGCCCUGGAGACACAGUAUGCCUGACUUGUGGUCAGACAGCUUCUGAUGCAGGCGCCCUUGGCCUGACCAAUAGUGAGGGAGGGAGACAAGUGGUAUAAGGACUUUCUCUUGACCCUGAUUUUAUUAAAUAUUUUUUCAUUCUGGAAAUAUAUCAAGCCUCAUUUUUAUUUGA